GAGACGCCGAGUUCGCCCACCGACCCGGAGCAGCGGCCGCACCAUGCACGUGAACGGCAAAGUGGCGCUGGUGACCGGCGCGGCGCAGGGCAUCGGCAGAGCCUUUGCCGAGGCGCUCCUGCACAAGGGCGCCAAGGUAGCGCUGGUCGAUUGGAAUCUUGAAGCAGGUGUAAAGUGUAAAGCUGCCUUGGAUGAACAGUUUGAACCUCAGAAGACUUUCUUCAUCCAGUGCGAUGUGGCGGACCAGGAACAACUGAGAGAUACCUUUAGAAAAGUUGUAGACCACUUUGGAAGAUUGGACAUUUUGGUCAACAAUGCUGGCGUGAAUAAUGAGAAAAACUGGGAAAAAACUGUGCAAAUUAAUUUGGUUUCUGUUAUCAGUGGGACCUACCUUGGCUUGGACUACAUGAGUAAGCAAAAUGGAGGUGAAGGCGGCAUCAUUAUCAAUAUGUCCUCUUUAGCAGGGCUCAUGCCUGUGGCCCAACAGCCUGUUUAUUGUGCUUCAAAGCACGGCAUAAUUGGAUUCACACGCUCAGCAGCGAUGGCAGCUAAUCUCAUGAACAGUGGUGUUAGACUGAAUGCCAUUUGCCCAGGCUUUGUUAAUACACCCAUCCUCGAAUCCAUUGAGAAAGAAGAAAACAUGGGACAAUAUAUAGAAUAUAAGGAUCAUAUUAAGGAUAUGAUGAAGUUCUAUGGAAUUUUGGACCCAUCAAUGAUUGCAAGUGGAUUAAUAACACUCAUUGAAGAUGAUGCUUUGAAUGGCGCUAUUAUGAAGAUCACAACUUCUAAGGGAAUUCAUUUUCAAGACUACGAAACAACUCCAUUUCAUGCAAAAACUCAGUGAACAUCUUAUAUGUCAACUAUAACUGAAAAUAAGAACAAAUGACUUCUAU
Molecule: messenger RNA, 893 nt
Organism: Neomonachus schauinslandi (Hawaiian monk seal)
Lineage: Eukaryota; Metazoa; Chordata; Mammalia; Carnivora; Phocidae
Gene: HPGD
Product: 15-hydroxyprostaglandin dehydrogenase
Exons: 7
Coding region: 44-844 (266 amino acids)
Cellular component (GO): cytoplasm
Molecular function (GO): oxidoreductase activity, acting on the CH-OH group of donors, NAD or NADP as acceptor
Source: RefSeq, a predicted model, not a curated record